ACAGGUGAAGUGUUUUUUCAUGCCCGGUUGUUUUCAGCGUGACGAAUGAUUCACAUUUCCUGUAGACAGUCCGAGUGAGCGGCAGGUCAAAAAUACGGUAUACAUUUUUCUGACCUGCCCCAUGUAUUUAUAUGUAGCCGAUGACUCGUCAAAUUUUGUAAAAAAUACCGCUAUACCAUAAUAACAAAUACAAACUGUUACACCAAAGUAAACAAAAUCUAUAACAUCACGUUAUUUAAUCAAACUGAGAUUUAAUAUUCCUACACUACUGUAUAUGGACAAAAGUUUGGAGAAAUCUAACCAAAUAAUUUGUGCUUUUUUUUAAACAUUCCAUUCCACAUUUAGUCUCCAUUUACUGCUACAAUAACCUCCAAACAUCUGAGAAGAUGUUCCACUAGAUUUUGUUUAGAUGUGUGUGAGAUUUAUUCAGCUGUAAGGUUGUUAGUAAAGUCAGGUACUGAUGGAGGUGAGGUGCGGAGGACUGGGAUCACGUUCCGAAGGGUUUAUAGCUCUAUAGCAGAAGAUCUUCCACAAGAAUAUUCCCAUAUAAAGCAUAUCUUAAUAGGGUUUGCUUUACAACAUCCACAUCAACAACAUCCAAAAGCAUCCUGUACAAUUGUGUGCCUCCAACUUUGUGGUAAAAGUUUGGAGAAGAAUCUCAUAUGGCUGGAAAAACAAUCAGGUGUCCCAAUACUUUUGCCCAGACAUUUUCUGUCUCAUAGCAGCUGAGCACUUAGCAUGAGGCAGACUUAUUGAAGACCAGAUGUAAAUGUGGCUGCACCUGUUGCAAAAUUUUGUUAUGUGUUUGGUUGAUUUAAUGUUGCCAAGUAACCUGAAACUCCCCCUUUCAAACCUUAUGAUGGAUCACUUUCCUUUUCCCUACAGCAUGCAGAUGAAGUCGUCUUUAUUUACAUAUACAGUGUAAAAUAAUUUAUAUGUAAAUAGUGUAAAAUAAUAAAUUAUAUGUAUAUAGUACACACACAUAUAUAUAUAUAUAUAUAGUGUAAAAUAAAAGCUAGUGUAUUCUUUAUAUAUGUAUGUUGAUUUGUUUACGGCAGUCGUUUUUGCUAUGGAGUAGUAGGACUGGUGUUUUUAUACAUAUAGUUUCUGUGUGUGUGUGUGUGUGUGUGUGUGUGUGUGUGUGUGUGUGUGUGUGUGUGUGUCAGUUUGAAACCACGCAGUGUGUAUGGGGAGGAUAGAUACAAUAUCUUUGUGGGUGCGACUUUGUGUGUGUGUGUGUGUGUGUGUGUGUGUGUGUGUGUGUGUGUGUGUAUGUGUGAGAGAGACGUUUUUAGAAACAUGCAAAUAUCGUCUGCUUAUUGACUCUAACAUCACAGAGCAGGCGUUUGAUCAUCUCGUUUGCAGAGAAAAUGCUUUUGUAUUUAUUACAGGUGUAUUAAUGAAAUGCCAGCUGAUUUUCAUCUGAUUUUAGAUUUAAAUAGUUGCUAUUGUUCCGAGAGAGUCUACAAAAGAAUCUACAACUCUCAAGCAAAAAAAAUUUGCUCUUCUGUGAAGAAGAUGUAACGAUGGGCCAAUCUGGUUGAAACUGACCGAAGCACUGAUUGAUCUGUUACACUUAUACAUCACUAUCUUCAUUAAGAAGUCAACAUGAGGACACUAGAAGAAAUCGAACAGUUGGAGCAGUCUCGAUACGGACGGCCCUCACCAAGGCAUGGUCUCAAGUUGCUGUAUUGGUUUGCUAAGAACUGUCUCUCUUUCAAGCAAAACAAUGUCAUGCUGUCACACUGUUAUCCAAGUAAAGGACAUUUUGGGUUUCACACAUUUGAAAACAAAUAUGAAAGAAACGGUUAUAAACUUUUGCCUGAUGUGGCGCUUCCCUACUACGAAGUUGGCAAUCUGAGCAAACCAACUGCUCAACAUCUUCCGUCUUAUGUCCGAGAGGAUUACACCGGGCUCCGAGACAGCAGCAACAAGGACCGCAUCAUAGUCAGCCUCAACAACAAGUGGCUUCAUAGCAUUUAUGUGACUGAGCACAGUGAUUGGUCAAGUUUUAACAAACAAGCCACCUACUGCAUCAGCAAGCACCUCAUUCGGAUGAUCAGGGAUCUGACCUUAGAAGAGUUUCUUCUAAAAACUGGUUAUUUGAAAGAGCACAUAAACACACAUGGUCCUACAGAACUGAGGAACCAACUACCUUCAGUCUUCGCUCCACUAAUAACCUCCAUCAACAUUCCAGUACAAGACAUUUACACUGAGGGCAUAUCAACUAUGGUCUUAAUGAAGAGUGACAUGCAAGGACACCAUAAAGCUCCAUCAAAAUCCUCAUCCUCCUUUUGUACUCCAGCAUCUACAUCUCCAGCAAACCAAGACCUUCACACUGAGGCCGAAUUACCUUUAAGCUUGAUAAAUAAUAAUACACAAGAACACCAUGAAGCUUCAUCAACAUCUCCAGCACAUACAUCUUCUUUAAACCGAGACUUUCACACUAGAAUUGAACUUCCUUCAGACUUCCAAACAAUCUCCACCUUCACGCCAUCUACUUCUUUACAAAAGAAAUAUUUCUUCUGGGGGUUUUGUUUGCUCAUUCUGUUUUUGUUUUUUUAUUUGUAUAGACGGACGUUAUGAAAGUUUCGACGAUUAUCGUUUUUCUAUCUUCGUCAUUCCGUCUGAAAAAACGCAACAAAACACAAAUCCACGCUGUGACCACCAACGCAUUUGGCCUGAACGUCAAAUCUCCAACGAACCAAAAACCCUGAUACGGGCCCUUCUCCAAUUUCAAAAUCAACUCUUUCUUUUGGGUGUUUUAUUUUCUUUGUCUUUUUAUCUUUUUCUAUUACUUCUGGGGGACAGUGAUGCAGAUAUUUCUCAUUGCUGCGUUUUUAUUCCAGACACAUAUCUCGAAGAUAUGUGAAUGAUGAGAACUUUGAAUGCUGUGUUUCAAACUGUUCCUUUCAUUAUAGCUGGAAAAUCUCACUUGCAUCCUUAGGCCAAGUCUUUAUGGCAUUCAGUCUUACAUUUAUCUCAUUUGUACCACUGAGCAGAUAUGGGAUAAACACUCUGGAUGGUUCCAUUUAGGCUUUGGACUGCAAUGUAUAUAAACAGUUACCCACAAUGCAUUUGAACUACAACUGGCCCAAACAAUUCUGCACUCAAGUGUCCAUCAGUGAAACAAUGAUGGAACUGUAAUAAUGAUUUGGUGUUUGGAGUCUGGUUCCUAGGUCACUAUAGGUCACUAAUUCAUAUUCCUUGGCAGCGUAUAUAAAAUGUAUAUUCUUGAUCUAUAUAUUUUCAACAGUGUCCAUUGUUAAAAGUGCUAUAUAAAUAAAAUUAAAAUUAAUUAAACAUUACAUCACACCUUUUUUUCCAAGUCUGCUGGAAACUAUGUGUACGAAAAUGAAUACCGUAAUUUCCGGAGUAUUAAACGCACCCAAUUAUAAGCCGCACCCACUGAAUUUU
This is a messenger RNA of Silurus meridionalis, 3417 nucleotides long. RefSeq lists its product as uncharacterized. Bases 1609 to 2586 code for a protein of 325 amino acids. The record is from RefSeq and is a predicted model, not a curated record. Lineage: Eukaryota; Metazoa; Chordata; Actinopteri; Siluriformes; Siluridae. The transcript is spliced from 3 exons.